Messenger RNA from Glycine soja, 1856 nucleotides. RefSeq names its product L-Ala-D/L-amino acid epimerase-like. The record is from RefSeq and is a predicted model, not a curated record. Lineage: Eukaryota; Viridiplantae; Streptophyta; Magnoliopsida; Fabales; Fabaceae. The coding region runs from base 100 to 1428 and encodes 442 amino acids. The transcript has 7 exons. Gene Ontology annotation, molecular function: racemase and epimerase activity, acting on amino acids and derivatives.
AAUUGGUUAGAAUUAAAUAAUGAAAUUCCCAGCUUAGCAUCAAAGAAUUAUAAAUUGCAUCAAACAUUAACAUAGAGUUGUUCACAACAACCCAAUCAUAUGCUGCCACUCCUAGGAUCCAACAUGGCUCAAACACUAAACUGCAGAACACUACAACCAAUGGACUCAACUAUGAUCAAGUCACUGUCCCACAAUCCAAAAAACGCCAAUUCCACCGCAUUCACAAGGCACUUUGCCAAAAAAUCUGGUGUUUUUAUCAAGAUCAUGGCUUCUGCUACACCCACAGCAGCUCCUAUCACCUUUGGAUUCAAGAAUUUGUUGGAAACAUUCACUGUUGAUGUGCAUAGAGCAGAGAACAGGCCACUGAAUGUGCCCUUAAUAGCCCCUUUUACCAUUGCUACCUCUAGAUUGGCCAAGGUGGAGAACGUGGCCAUAAGGGUUGAGUUGAGCAAUGGUUCUGUGGGGUGGGGCGAGGCACCAAUUUUGCCUUUUGUUACUGCAGAGGACCAGACCACUGCCAUGGCCAAGGCUUCUGAGGCAUGUGCCUUCUUGAGGAGAUGUCCUGCACUCACUUUGGGUUCCAUGUUGGGGGAGAUUGCUGGUAUUCUUCCAGGGCAUCAAUUUGCUUCAGUUAGGGCUGGGAUGGAGAUGGCAAUAAUUGAUGCUGUUGCAAAUAGUAUUCGUGUGCCAUUGUGGAGGCUUUUUGGUGGGGCUUCAAAUACCAUAACCACUGAUAUUACAAUCCCAAUUGUUUCUCCAGCUGAAGCAGCUGAAUUGGCUUCUAAGUACUAUAAAGAAGGAUUUAAGACUUUAAAGCUGAAAGUGGGCAAGAAUCUGAAUGCCGAUAUAGAAGUGCUUCAAGCUAUACGUGUUGCACACCCUGAGUGUCAGUUUAUUCUUGAUGCUAAUGAGGGGUAUAACUCUGAGGAAGCAGUUGAAGUUCUUGAGAAACUACAUGAUAUGAGGUUGACUCCUGUUCUAUUUGAGCAACCAGUUCAUAGAGAUGAUUGGGAUGGUCUUCGGUAUGUCGGUAAUAUAGCAAGAGAGAGAUAUGGAGUAUCUGUUGCAGCUGAUGAGAGUUGCAGAAGCAUAGUUGAUGUUUACAAAAUUGUGGAAGGGAAUGUUUUAGAUGUCAUUAACAUAAAGCUUGCCAAAGUUGGGGUUAUGGGUGCCCUUGAAAUUAUUGAGAAGGCAAAAGCAGCAGGUUUAGAUUUGAUGAUUGGUGGUAUGGUUGAGACUAGACUUGCUAUGGGUUUUGCUGGCCAACUUGCUGCUGGCCUUGGCUGUUUUAAGUUCAUUGACUUAGACACACCACUUCUGUUGUCAGAUGAUCCAGUUCUUGAAGGCUAUGAAGUUUCUGGUGCCACUUAUAAGUUCACAAACGCUAGGGGACAUGGUGGAUUCCUUCACUGGGACAACCUUGCUUAAUGUAAAAGAUAAUUAUGCCAACACAAGAAUCUGGAAAAGCAUAAAUGGACAAGUUGGUUAAAAAUUGCCUAAUUAAGGUGUGAAACUGUGGUUACAGUACAACCAUACGUGAAGAUUUCUUGUCCGGAAUGAGUAGCCAAUACUUAUCCACAAUUGCUAUGUUUUUAUUUUUAUUUUUAUAAGCACCCCAAUUGCUAUGUAUUUAACUUAUUCGAUUCCUCACCCUUUUCUGUAAAAGAAACUGCCUUCGAGGUCUUGCACCAAAUAGUAACUAGUUCCUACUUUUUUUUUUUUUUUUUUGAUUGGGGAAUAACUAGUUCCUACUUGCUAAAAGCUAGGAACCGCAUAUGAUAUAUAUGAGAUAUGGAUGUAAUAUGAUAUGAACAUGGAAAUACAGCAAAUUUUUAAAAAUAGGUUUAAUUAUUGAA